GUAAACUGUAAUGCGCUUUCUUCUGACUGUGGAGCGAAGUCUCGAAGAUGAUUUAUUUUUACCCGUUGGAACUCGCUUUAACUGGGCUACCUAUCAUUUUUUGGGAUAAAGAUGGAAUUAUUGAAAAGAUUCCGCAGCAGAUUUCCCAUGUGUCGCCCCAUUCUCGGAGGUGGCGUUGUUCCCCUUCCCCCGCCGUGAGAAUUCCUUAUUCCGUGGACCACGCAAUUCCAACCAAGGACGAGAGUAGUUGAAGGAAGAACUGACUGGUCGGCCGUUGGAAAAUGCGUCUUAAGAGCGCCUCCACAACGACGCCCACAUCGAGAGGAAAGGACUGGACGUCCUUCCCGGCCAAGAACACCGGGAGCGCGUCCAAGACCUUGGCCCGUUUCCCCGAGCGUCGGUCGUCCCCGCGGACGACCAGCAGCGCGUUGAAGAACUGGCAGAACGCCGGAAGUAGCGCGCGCCGGCACUCCGCUAACAAUCAGCGGAAGAGCGGACUCGGGAUGACGGCCCGGACGCCCUCGAGUUCUGGCGGAUACCGGGCUGCGUGCAGCGCUGGCUUGACCAGUCCGACACACAGCCGGCUGCAUCACGCGCAGGAUCGCCGGGAUGACGGGACCCGGGACCCGCUGGAUGACGGUGCCCUGCAAUUCGAUGAGAGUAGUGGCUCAACUGGACGGAAAGACCAUCCGCAGAUGAUCGAUGCGCUGCCUCGCUGGAUUUGUGCGCUGAUCCGGUGCUGCAAAAAACUCUGCGGCUGGCGUUGUGCCUGUUUUCUGCGGGAUCACCUUGGAGAGGACACCGACCAGCCCGCUCCAUCUGCUCCGCAUGCUCCACACCUCCCAGAGGCUGAGUCCCAGCCCUGCGGGGCCGACCCGUCAUCCUGGGGACCUGGACGCGAUGCAUGCCGCGAUAUUCCUCGGUUUUGCUCCGCUCAUCUAGCGCUGCCGCUGCUUCCUUCGGCACGAGUGGAAGGCGGGGCGAUGAACGGCAAGGCCAUAUGGUGUUGCGGCAGGGUUAUCGUUUAUCUGCUGGCCGCCGCUGCGAUGUCUCCGGGCUUUAAAACAGGCACUGUUUGCCUUUCACCGACAUGCCUUUGGUGGUUGAUGCUUCUUCUUCUGCCGCAGCUUCAUUUGUCCGCCGGAUGCCCUCCUCAGCAGGCAACGCCAACCAACUUGGAGGAAAUGCUGGCGGAGGCCAUGCUGCACAGCCGACAGGACGACCGCAUCGUACUGACUAAGCUGGUGCCGAGCGACUACGUGACGGACAGCGUCAUCUACCGACCGCGCUUGGGGGAGGACGCGACGUUCAAUUGCAUCGUUCCCGCUGACGUCGACUGGCGCGAGGUGGCCUGGCUGCACGAGGGGUGGCCCGUCUUCGAAGGAGGAGAGCCGCAGCCGUUGCCAGCGAGGGUCUCCACGGGACAGACCUACAACUUCACUCGCCUUAACGACACCUUGAUCCUCAUCGUCCGCAACGUCACCAUGGGUUCCGGGGGCUCCGUGCAGUGCGUCAUCGAUCCCGUCAAUGACCUCGCCUUCCUCGCCCACCGCCGUGCUCUGGCACGGUACGUGCUGCUGCCGCUGAUCACGCGCCGCAGCGAGGUCUUCGCGGCCCCCGCGGAGACCAACGUCACCGCCACCGAGGGAGAGGCCGUCACGGUGCAGUGGAGCAUCCGGCUGCCCCUCCCGCAGAGCGUUCUGCAGAAUCUGCCCAACCACCUGAUGUGGCUGCAUCAGGGCCGCAUCCUCCGCGGUCCCUGGGAAGCGCCUUACGGUUUGCCGCUGCCUGCCGGGGCGGGACCGCGUGCCGUCGAGGCGUACUACAUCCGGUCUAUCAGCGACCCCGGACGGCUGAUGCACGUGCGAUUGCUCUUCCGCAGCGUGAAAAUGACCGAUGGCGGAUCGGUCCAGUGCUGGUUCCGGCCGCACGAGGGCGUGCAUGAGUGGAUCGUGGACACGAAGACGCUGCUGGUUAUUCCCAGUAACAGCACGUGAAACCCGCAUGCAGUUAAUGGGAUCGAUUACUUGUUGUUGUCGAUAGCUCUGUUCAGCGGAUCAAGUGCAUCUCUUCUCUAUAUAUUAAUAGAAUAAGCCUUACGAAAAUUCCCUUUUGUGAACGAUAGGCUUUCCUGUCUGCAUAUUGUUCGAUAGCUCUAAGAAUGAAGAUUUGUCAUCACAAACCAGUUUGCAAAGAAAAAGAUACGUUUAAAAGAAAACUUUUAAAAAUCGUCAACAUAAAAAGUCUAUGGGAAAAGCUAAGAAUCCACCACUGCUAAACCGACCACUCCACCACUGGCUCCAACACGCCUUU
This is a messenger RNA of Paramacrobiotus metropolitanus, 2313 nucleotides long. RefSeq lists its product as uncharacterized. Bases 282 to 1997 code for a protein of 571 amino acids. NCBI's taxonomy places the organism in Eukaryota, Metazoa, Tardigrada, Eutardigrada, Parachela, Macrobiotidae. The record is from RefSeq and is a predicted model, not a curated record. The transcript is spliced from 5 exons.